GUGACGUGUCAUUAGAUACCUAUUCAUGUGCACUCUGACUUUUUUCUACUAAAUAAAUAGUAAAUAACCUGAUAAUGGAGGAAAUUACCAGCUGGGAAGGAAUAGAAGAUGACGAAUUCUUCAAACAAUUUUUUGGUGGUGAAUGCAAAAAAACUGAUAUCAAUCAAGUGUUAUCAGUAGCACAACAAAUAAAUAAAUUGGGGCAAGCUAUUGACAUCUUAAAUGCAGAACUCCAGAAGCAAGUGCUAGCAAAUCAUGAAGAUUUAUUAUCACAAGCUACUUGGGUUGAAAAAUUAGAAGGUGUACUUUCAAUAAUGCAGUCUCACGUUCAGAGUCUUUUAUCAGCUGUGGAACGUUUACGUGGAAAGAUUAUUGAUCCAUUCCAUAGAAUUGAAACCCAAACUGUUGUUUUAGCACGACUACAUGAAACUUCUGAUUUGUUACGAAGAGUAGCCAGAAUGCAACAUUUAUCAAAACGUUUAUAUUCUCAAAUGACAAAUAAUGUACAGGGUCCUGAUAUCAUAAAAGCUGCUAAUAGUCUUCAUGAGCUUGAACAGUUAAUGAUGGACACAGAUUUAAAUGGUUUAGAUGUAAUUGCUGAUGAUCAGCAAGCUGUAAAAGCUCAUAGAACAACAGUGCAAAGAAUAGCAACUCAUACUUUGGCUCAAGGUUUAUGUACAAUGGACAGAAUAAAGGUUAGUACUGCAGUGCAGGUGUUCCAAAAUUUAGGGAUUGUAAAGGGAGCUGUAGAUAAUGUUAUGGAUUCUGCUUUAUUGGAAAUUGAAAAAAUCGCUACAGAAUCCUUGGACGUGACUUUAACAACAAAUCAAGACAUUGGAAAGAGAGGAGCACCUGGACGAGCAGCUAUUCCCUCUCCAGGAUCUUCGGGAAAUUUACGCACACGAAUUUGGGAAAAUCUUGAAAGACUAUUUCAAGAUACUCUUUAUACACAGUGUUUACAAAUCGAAUUAUUACAAAGAAUAUUAUUAGAAUAUCAUGCAAAAGAAUUGGAUGAACUAUCACAAAAAUUUUGGAAUAAAGUAAAUGAUUUACUUUCGAAAGUAUUAGUUGAACGUGCUCAAGGUUCCUCAUUUGUCAAACAAGCAUUAGAGGGCGAAUAUCCAAAGUUUUUAAGAAUCUUUUUAGACUUGAGUAAACGACUAAAAGAAAGAUCACAAAAUAUUGGCAUUUAUAAUAUUAAUCAUAAUGUAUUGUCUCCAUUUGAGAAUGCAUAUUUAUCACGUUCCGUAUCACGCUUAUUGGAUCCAGUACACACUAUGUUUUCUGGGGAAGGAUUACCUACUCAAGAUGAAAUCGAUAGUCUCAUCCGUACAGUAACAAAUGAACUGAGUGUAUCAUUAGUGGAUGAUGGCCUUUCAACAGUAGUUGCCCGUAAUGUAGGCAAAGCUAUAAGACUUUUCUGUUUAAAAUGCGAACAGGGAUUACUUAUGGGAGGCGAAGCUAGUCAAGUAAUUGAUUCGCCUACCACUGUACAGCAGACUAAUGUGUCGCUUGCAAAUCUACUUUAUUAUCUUUCCAGUCAAAUAAGUCGCGUAGUAGUAAAUUUGUCUGCUGGCUUGCCAUCUGAUGGAAGCACAGUAAUUUCUGUAGCUCUGAAGGAAACAGAUACAUUAACAAAAAACAUAUUAUCACCAUUGUUAGCUUCCAUUAGCGAUGCUAUUGAAAGUAUUAUUUUAACUAUGCAUGACGAUCCAGAGUUUCGGGACCCAAGCAGUCCCUUGGGAAAAGAAAUUAACUGCUCUCUGUACAUGCGCGAAUUGCAAGGGUUUAUUUUACGUUCUGUGAAUACGUUCCUUGUACCAUACAAAAAUCAAACUGUUGUUGUUGAAUGCUGUAAGACAGUUGCUUCACGAUGCAUCGAACUAUUUGUAAGACACGCUUGCUUACUACGACCUUUAACAGAUUUCGGGAAAGCGAAACUCAUUGUUGACUUUAGUCAGAUGGAAGUAGCUGUUGCACCAUUGUGCAGAGGGGGACAAUUGGGUUCAUCGGAACAACAGCAAUAUAGAACACUGCGAGCAUUAAAAGCGUUACUUCCACUCAGUCCUGAAGAAACUGUUCAAAAAGUAUUAGAUGGAGCAGGAGAAAGUGGUGUACCUCGUUCCCUUGUUCUUCUGCAUUUAUUUUCCACAGCACCCCCUGAAUUAGUAUCUCCGCAUCAGAGUGCUAGUUGGUCUGUGGGACGAUUAUCCCAGUGGAUGGAUAAACAUCCGAAUGAAAGAGACAGAUUAUCAUUUUGUAGUGGACCAUUAGAACGUUAUCAAUUAACUGUCAGACAACAUAAUCUUCCAUCGUUUCAUCCCUUGUUUCCAUUAAUGAAAAAGUUGGCUAAUUUGGAUGAUCACUAA
This is a messenger RNA of Dufourea novaeangliae, 2369 nucleotides long. RefSeq names its product conserved oligomeric Golgi complex subunit 5 (gene fws). Gene Ontology annotation, biological process: intra-Golgi vesicle-mediated transport. NCBI's taxonomy places the organism in Eukaryota, Metazoa, Arthropoda, Insecta, Hymenoptera, Halictidae. The record is from RefSeq and is a predicted model, not a curated record. Bases 75 to 2369 code for a protein of 764 amino acids. The transcript is spliced from 14 exons. Gene Ontology annotation, cellular component: COG complex.